Molecule: messenger RNA, 928 nt
Organism: Triticum aestivum (bread wheat)
Lineage: Eukaryota; Viridiplantae; Streptophyta; Magnoliopsida; Poales; Poaceae
Exons: 1
Coding region: 382-687 (101 amino acids)
Source: RefSeq, a predicted model, not a curated record
CCGCUGGGCCGUUCGUCGCGACACCUCAACGACUGUAGUCACGCUGGUUCAAUUCGCCGCGGACAAUGUCAGCCGGCCGCACUGUCAUGAGCUGUGACAUGGCAGUACGUGGGCACUGUAGAACUGAGUCCAUUCCCUUCCACGAUAAAACAUCCCUCGAUCGCCAUCGCCGGCCAUUAUUAGUUUCUCCAACUCCAAGCCAAGCCAGUGCUCUUCGCUCUGGAAUCCUAGUUAAUGGCCGGCCGGUCAGGUACGUGGUAACUAACCACCAGCUAGCCAGCAGCGCCACCUCGAGAGCGUCGCCAUGGCAGGGGCAGAGGGGCCGGCCGUGUAGCGGGCAGCGCGCGGCGGCUGGAAGAGUUAUCUGGAGGUCGAUCGGCGAUGGUGGUGCACGUGGUGCUCCUGGCCGUGCCGGCGGUCGGCGGGUUCAUGCAGGCGUUCAAGUUCUCGGUCCUGCUCUGGCCGUUCAACAUCACGCUGCCGCUGCUCCGCCACCUGCCGCGCGUCUGCCUCACGCUCAUGGCCGCCGCGGCGCACUACGACGCCGAGCUGCGCGCGUACCUCACCGGCCGCCGGACGGUGCCGCUGCCGGAGCCGAGGUACUCCACCCUCCGCGGCGCGCAGAGGCGCACGCGUGAGCAGCUCGCCGCGCACGCCAUGAUCGCCCUCGUCGACAUCUCCUACUGAUGUCGCGUAGCCAACAGCUGCUUAAUUCUGGCGGUGCUCUUCUUGGUUUGAUAGGUUGGUUCAGAGCUUUUUUUUGGCGGUGCUCUUCUUGCUCGUAUAGGUUAGUUAUAAGAAUUUCAAUUGGAUCAUGCACAUAGCCACAUGGGUCUUCCAUUUCUCUUUGCCUGCACUCGUCGGCUGCGUUCAUGAAUUUGUUGUGAUCUGUACUCAUUUAUGAAAUGCAAAGGAGCUUAAAUCAGGA